Heterotrigona itama is the source of this 4292-nucleotide messenger RNA. The record is from the annotation of a GenBank genome assembly. NCBI's taxonomy places the organism in Eukaryota, Metazoa, Arthropoda, Insecta, Hymenoptera, Apidae.
AUGGCGCUGGAUGACUCGAGCGAAGUAUCAAAGGUCAUUAAUUCAUUGUAGAUAAGUAAUUUUUUAUAGGGCAAGAACAUUGUUUUAAUUCAUUUACCUCGUGCUUUCGUUGCCUUUCACUUAUGGAUUUGUGACGCAGUUUUUGUUUGACAUUCUACUAUACUUUGAUGGAAGAAAUGAAUACUCACUAUGGAGGUUGUGUAUUUGUUAUACAUAUUCAUAAUUUUGUAAAUAUUUGGGCUAUUUGUUGACAUAUAAGAUCAAUUUAUACAAAGUAUUUUUAUAACAAUCGAUUUCAAUAUCAUAAAUAUUAUUAAAUGAAACUAAUUAUUCACGAACUAAUUAUUUUUUUUUUGUAGGUGGUAGAAUUAUUCAAUAAAUAUAAUGAAAGUUUGGGUUCUUAUUUAUUUUCAAGAUGGAUUGGCAAAUUAAUUGCAGAAUACCAAAUAUCAAAGACUCUGUUUAUAGUCAUAGUAUCAAUUCUUGUAAUUUUAUUGAUUGCAUCUAUAAUCAUUCUUCGAAAAUGGAAGAACAAAGAAUUCCUUCCAGAAGUGAAAGAAUUUGUUGGGGUAGGCACAGGCAAACCCAGAUUCAGAAAAAGAGACAAGGUACUCUUCUAUGGAAGAAAAAUGUUACGCAAAGUGAAAUCCAUCAGCGGACAAGUACAUGGAACCGGACAAGGAAAGAAAAGAAAAGCUGUUAUGAGAUUUGCACGAAGACUUUUGCAAUUAAAAAAAGAGACAGCACCAUUACAAUUAAAAGUUUUAGAGCCACCUGCUGAAUAUCUAGAAGAAGACUUAGGUCCUGGAGAGAAAGUACCACCUGAUGCUUUAUAUAUGUUACAAAGUAUCAGAGUAUUUGGUCAUUUUGAAAAACCAGUAUUUCUUAAAUUAUGCAAACACACAGAGAUUAUGAAUUUACCAGCUGGAAGCACUUUAUUUAAAAUCGGAGAUCCAGAUGAAAAUUUAUUUAUUGUACAACAAGGCUUAGUUAAUGUUUAUAUCACAGGACCUGAUGGUUCUCAAAUAUCGUUAAAAUUAGUAAAAACGGGAGAAUCAGUAACUAGUCUUCUUAGCUUCACAGAUGUACUUACUGGGCAUACAAGUACCUAUAAAACAGUAUCAGCUAAAACUGUGGAGGAUUCUAUAGUAGUCAAGUUACCAAUGAAUGCAUUUCAAGAGGUUUUUCAAGAUCAUCCUGAUGCAUUUGUUCGAGUUAUCCAGGUCAUUAUGGUCCGCCUUCAAAGAGUCACUUUCACCGCUUUACAUCAAUAUCUUGGUUUAUCUGCAGAAUUAGUUAAUCAAGGAUCACACAAAAAAAAACAAAGUCCAUUUUCUGGAUCUCCAGUUAGAUCAAGAACUAAAGAAACUUUUUCAGUUCAAAAUAUAGAAAAUCAAUCCAAUACAUCUGCAACUGUUUCAUCAGAACACGAUAAAAAUGAAAUGUUUCAUCGCGAUUCUACGUUAAGUAGUCAUCAAAGUAUACCUAUUGUUAUAAAUCGACGGCCAAAAACUAAUCUUGAUUGGAAAAAUCAAAAUUUAAGUCCACAAUCAGGUCAAAACAUAGCAGACAUGGUACCAGAAUGUGAUUCUCAUUGGCCAAAUUCUUCGUCUAUGACGUCACAACAAGGAUCACAACCAGAUGUAAUACAUACAGGAAAUUCACAUUCAAGCAAAAAAAAAUCUACUACUGAACCAAUUCAACAACAAUUAGAUGAAGCACAUCUUGUGCAGAUAGCAACAGAAGCAUUCGUUCGGGAACUUGGUUUAGAAGAUGAUUCAAUACUUAGAGAUGGUAAAGUUCAAAUCAGAGAAGUACCCGCUGGGACAUAUUUGAUGAAGGAAGAAUCUCAUAAGGAUGUUGCACUUGUCUAUGUUGUAUCUGGUUCAUUAAUAGUCAGUCAACGCGUUUCAGAAAGUAGAGAUAUGGGUCAAGAGGUACACAUGUUUAGUGCUCAUCAAGGUGAAAUUGUUGGUGGUCUAGCUGUAUUGACUGGAGAACCUUCUUUUUAUACUAUUAGAGCAAAGCAUUCUAGUCGCAUAGCACUUUUAAGUAAAUCAACAUUUUUCGCUAUUAUGCGAGAACAACCAACUGUUGUGUUACACGUUGCUCAUUCAGUUGUUCGAAGACUUAGUCCUUUCGUAAGACAGGUUGAUUUUGCACUUGACUGGUUAUUUCUUGAAAGUGGAAGAGCAGUGUAUCGACAAGGAGAUGAAUCAGAUUCAACAUUUAUUGUAUUAAGUGGUCGACUUCGGUCGGUAAUCACGUAUAAAAAUGGGAAAAAAGAAAUCGUUGCAGAAUACGGAAAAGGUGAUCUUGUGGGUAUUGUAGAAAUGGUUACACAAACGCCACGAUCAACAACAGUGAUGGCAGUACGAGAUUCUGAAUUAGCAAAACUUCCGGAAGGAUUAUUUAAUGUUAUUAAACUUCGUUAUCCAAUAGUAGUUACAAGACUUAUAAAUUUACUUGGACAUCGUAUUCUUGGCACCUGGCAACAAGCACACACAAAAAAUGGCAGUAGUGAUACACAACGGGCCGCUGCAACAGUUGAUGCAAGACCAGCUCAAGUAAAUUUUUCAACUGUUGCAAUAGUUCCAGUAUCCGACGAUGUCCCAUUAACAGCAUUUACGUAUGAACUUUAUCAUUCACUAUGUGCUAUUGGACCAUGUUUACGCCUUACCUCUGAUGUAGUUCGAAAAACGUUAGGUAGUACCAUAAUGGAACCUGCAAAUGAAUAUCGUCUAACGUCGUGGCUUGCGCAACAAGAGGAUCAACACCGAAUUUCAUUAUAUCAAUGCGAUUCAACAUACACAUUGUGGACUCAACGAUGUGUUCGACAAGCUGACUGUAUUCUUAUUGUAGGUUUAGGAGAUAAGCCUCCAUCUAUAGGUAGAACUGAACGCGAAGUUGAACGUUUAGUAAUGAGAACGCAAAAAGAAUUAGUACUUUUACAUAAAGAACAAAGUGGACAGCGACCUACGAAUACGGUGCAGUGGUUAAAUAUGAGAUCUUGGGUUUCUAGUCAUCACCAUAUUCAAUGUCCUAAACGAAUGUUUACAAGAAGAUCUCAAUAUAGAAUUAAUGAAUUGUAUUCCAAAGUUCUGAUGUCUGAGCCAAACAUACAUAGUGAUUUCAGUAGACUUGCUCGUUGGCUAACUGGAACUUCAGUUGGACUUGUACUUGGAGGUGGAGGUGCUAGAGGUGCAGCUCAUGUAGGGAUGCUUAAAGCAGUUAUCGAAGCCGGUAUACCCAUAGAUAUGGUUGGCGGAAAAAUGACACAAUGGUGGAGGCAGAUAAUGGAUUUAACAUAUCCAGUAACAUCUAUGUUUUCUGGAAAAGACUUCAAUAGUACAAUUCAGGCAACAUUUGGUGAUACAUACAUAGAAGAUUUGUGGUUACCAUAUUUUACAAUAACCACAGACAUCACUGAUUCUUGUAUGCGUACUCAUACACACGGAUCGCUGUGGCGGUACAUUCGAGCUUCGAUGUCUUUGUCUGGUUAUAUGCCACCCAUGUGUGACCCAGUUGACGGCCAUCUCCUGCUCGACGGCGGGUACGUCAAUAACCUUCCAGCUGACGAAAUGUUGAGGCAAGGAGCGCACCAUAUUUUGGCCAUUGAUGUUGGGUCACAAGACGAUACAGAUUUAACGAAUUAUGGAGAUUCUUUAUCCGGUUGGUGGUUAUUGUGGAAACGAUGGAAUCCAUUUGCAACGCCCGUCAAAGUUCCGAAUUUACCCGAUAUACAAUCAAGAUUGGCUUACGUGAGUUGUGUACGACAGUUGGAGGAAGUUAAAAAUUCAGAUUAUUGCGAAUAUAUUAGGCCGCCAAUAGAUAAAUAUAAAACUCUGCAAUUCGCUAAUUUUGAUGAGAUUAAAGACGUCGGGUAUCAACAUGGAAAAACUUAUUUCGAAGGACAACUGAAAGCUGGAGUUUUACCUCGGUUUAAUGCAGAUAGAGAAAAUGCUCGAGCAUUACGAGCAAAACAUCAAGCGGCAAAUCAGCAAACAGUAUCUUCAUACACUUUUACAGAUUUGGCUCAAAUGGUAUGUAAAGUAUCCAGAGGAAGUAUAUAUGUCGAUUUGGAAAUUGAUUCCGAUACUGACGAAUUAGAAGAAUAUGAGGCGGAUUUAGAAGAAGAUGCACAAGAAGUAGGUUAUGCUUCUGAACCCACUGCCGGUAUUUUAGAUCAGAGUCCUGACGAAAAUCGUUUACGACGAAGAACUGGCGUUUCCUUAAGUUUAUCUGAUACAGAAGCAGAAUCAGAAUUAGACUAUCAUACCAAAAUAUUUUAA